CCCCAUUCUCAUAGGUCGAAGUCGAACAGUCGUGUUAAGGUUUUGGGUUUUCAGAGACAAACAGAGAGCUUCUGUCGUGUUCGUGUCUGAUCAGAAGGGUGAAAUUUGUGGGGAUUUUAGCUUCUGCUCGCUGCUAUAUCGAUGCCUCGGAGACCAUCAGGAAGGAGAUUGUCAAAGCAUAAACCUUUGGCAUUUUCACCAUUCAUGCGUUCACUUGCUUUAGCUUCAACGUCUAGGCGUAAAUUGCCUCAUCCUGAAGACAGCCAGGAGAUGUCUUUUGAUGAAAAGCUCCCAAAUUUAUCUAGAAAAGGGAAAAAGGAACAAUUUUCAGACUCCUCUGAUGAAGAAGACUCUCAGGGAGCUGUCCAAGCAGACUUUGAGUUCUUUGAUCCUAAAACUACAGACUUUAACGGAGUCAAGAUCCUCCUUCAAAACUAUCUCGAUGACAAGGAGUGGGAUUUGAGCAGUUUUGUUGAUUUGAUACUGGAACAGACCACAGUAGGAACCGUGGUGAAAGUAGCAGAUGAUGAGGACGAGGCUGUAUUUGCUGUGGUCUCUGCUCUUAACUUGGCAAGAUAUAAGGACAGUAAAUGCUUUAGAGAGCUAAAAGAGUUUCUUCUUAAAGUCUGUUCAGAGAAGAAUGUAUCGAGUGAUCUAGAGCUGCUACUGGAGAAAAAGGCACAAGAUGUUGGUUUAUUGGUAUCUCAAAGGGUGAUGAAUCUUCCUCCACAACUUCUUCCGCCACUGUAUGAUGGAUUGUUCGAUGAAGUAUUAUGGGCCACUGAAGACGAGCCUACAGAGGAGCUUCGAAGCUCAUUCCGCUUCAAGUCAUAUAUUCUAGUCACCAAGAUUUACAAGCUGAAGAAUCCUAAGCAGAAAAAACCUCGCCAUGGUGAAGAAGAGAAUGAGGAAACAAUUUUCCUUAAGCCUGAAGAUGAACUUUUUCUUGAGCUUAGCUCUUGGUCAUUCACAUUCCCUAUGCGCUCACAGCUCGUGACUUCUCAAGAAAUGAAGAAUUAUCAGCUGAUGGGUCUAGUGAUGGCGGUGGAAGCGAAAAAGAUUCCUGAGUUCAGACAGAUGUUGAAUUCUCUCAUUGAUGAAUAAUGAGCAUCAUCUUGUUUAAGAUUUCGUUAACGAGUCAUUUGUUUAUGGAUUUUUCACCAGUUUUGAUAUUAUUAUUACACAGUUUUGUUGCUUCUUCAAUAGUGAGUUCAAGGUCAAAGACGAACAAGUGAACCAACAAUGGUCCAUUAGUUGAUACUUUAAUUUAAUUAUAAAA
Eutrema salsugineum is the source of this 1279-nucleotide messenger RNA. Its product is annotated as protein BCCIP homolog. The transcript has 8 exons. The record is from RefSeq and is a predicted model, not a curated record. The coding region runs from base 142 to 1104 and encodes 320 amino acids. NCBI's taxonomy places the organism in Eukaryota, Viridiplantae, Streptophyta, Magnoliopsida, Brassicales, Brassicaceae. Gene Ontology annotation, cellular component: nucleus.